Messenger RNA from Monopterus albus (swamp eel), 1869 nucleotides. RefSeq lists its product as uncharacterized. The transcript has a single exon. The coding region runs from base 181 to 1869 and encodes 562 amino acids. The record is from RefSeq and is a predicted model, not a curated record. NCBI's taxonomy places the organism in Eukaryota, Metazoa, Chordata, Actinopteri, Synbranchiformes, Synbranchidae.
CCCUAUACUGCAUCCAAAUCCACCCUUCAGUCUAUUAUCCAGACCCACAAAAGUCCAUCUCUUGCUCAGCCCAACCCUCUAUCACUCCAGCAUCUACCCAACAAACACCUUCCAUCCCACUACCAGUCUGUGAGUCAUUUACCCAAAUCUCCACUUAAAAAUAACCAAUUUGAACACCAAAUGGGACCAAAGCAAACCAGCCCACCUCACCCUGACCUUCAAACAACUGUAUCCCUGAACAGUCCAUCUCAUCUUGAACCUCUGGGUUACUUUCACCAAGCCCUGCCCCAAACUACCCCCAGUCAAACUCUGGGUCAAGGUAGCUUUCCCCAGACAGACCAGUCCCAAUCUGAAAUACUAUCUGAAGCUUCUAGUAUCUCUUCCCAGCCCCUUUCCCAAAGUAAUACACCCCAUGCAUCUACAUCUGGGUGGAAGCAAUCUCAGCCUUCAGUAACUCCCAGAUCUUUCAGCCCUCUACUCUUCACAUUGAGGGUUGACCCAGUCGUCACACUAGAUGAGGGUAAAGAGAUCACAGAUGUUCUGUCUCCAGCAAAAAUCAAAACCAUGAGCCCAGUGUCUGUCUUUGCUCCCUUAGCUACUCCUUCUCCUUCUUAUUUUUCUGGCUCUACCUAUCAGUCAACUCUUCACUCCUCAUCCUCUACUUCAGAUCAUACUUUGCUUGCAUCUUCCCUUGUUCACCAUAGCUCUACCACUCCUCCAUAUCCUUCUACAGGUUCACCCCUAGUAUCAAUGCAUCCAUCCAUCAAAUCAAAAUUGUUCACCCAUUCCUCUUCUUCCUCUGUAAAGGACCAACCCAAAACAGCUCCAGCCAUUUCUGCUCUAACUUCUCCUUCCCCGAUUUCAGUUCCUCCUAAUUUUCCCUCUGACCAACCAUCCUCUACUUCCCCUGUGCCAUCCUCCUUAGCCUCUUCAUUAAAAUCAUUGAAUUCCUCCAACUAUCCAUCACCAGCUCCCUUAUUCUCCCCACUCCCUUUAUCUACUUCUUCCUCAUCUCCCUUUACCUCCUCCCAGUAUAUCACAGGUUCAACCUUUUCCUCAACCUCUUCUUCCACCAUCUCUCCUGUUCUCUCCUCCUCCAUUGUCUCUGGAGCUUCUUCCCUAGGUUUUGCAACUUCCCCCCGUUCACCUCCUCCUUCUUCCUCAUCUACCUCUACCCCAGCAACUUCUCUCUUCCCAUUGGGAUCAUCAUAUUCCUCCAAUUCAUCUGCCACUUCCUCCUCUUCUAUGUCAUCUACCACCAUGUAUCCAGGACCCUCACCAGCUCCCCGUCGUUCUCUUCACAACCCCUCCUCGUCCUCUUUGUCCCCUGCACCCUCCCACAAAGUGACUGUAGGUCAGAGGUUGCUAAUCCAGAACCACAUGGCAUCAUCUAAUCCUAAAACCAUCAUUAACUCACCAACAUUAAGAGCAGUGAUUCACCCAAACCACCAACCUGAUCCAAGCCUUAAACCAAACUUUAAACUAAAUAUUGGUCAUGAAUUGAAACCAAAUCUUCCGAACAGUGAAACUAAACCCAAACGUCCCUCCAAUCCCUCUGGAACUCCAGACAAGGAAGAGAAAUAUCCAGAUAUUAUCCCCAGACACAGUGCCUGGGAGCUGGGCAUGUUGCUGGGCUCCUCAGCUGGCUUGGGUAUGGUGCUGGUGGUCGGGAUAAGAUAUAUGUACCGUCAAGCCUGUCACAAACAGACAGAGAUGACGCUGAAUGACAGGGAGAGAGAGUAUGGGAGAGGAGAAAGAGGGCUGAUCCAUGUCCAGGAGUGUGGAGAUUUGGUCAGAGUCCGGAGAAUCAGAGAAAACAGCUUUGUGCUUCUGGCAGAGUAUGAUAUACUGGCAUCACCUGGAGACUGA